AUGGGCCCGAGGCGGCGGAGAUGGCGGCGGAGGGCGGUGAAGGCGGUGCUGGUGGCGCUGGGGCUGGCGGUGCUGGCGCUGCUGGGCAGCGGGGAAGGCGAGGAGCUGCUGGCGGAAGCCCUGGCGGCGGGUCGAAUUGGGGGUCCCGGGGGUGAAAUUGGGGGUCCCGAGGUUGGAAUUGGGGGUCCCGGGGUUGGAAUUUCGGCUCUUGGGGGUGAAAUUUCGACUCCCGAGGGUGGAACUGGGGGUCCCGCUUCCCCCAACGGGGGUCCCCACACCCUCCCCGACUGUUCCGGCCUCCUGUCAGGCGGCUCCGGCCUCCUCCCGGAGUCUCCCUCGGAAUCCCCCCGAACCCCCAAACUUCUCCUGUCUCCCCCUCCUUGCUCACCCCCCUCCCCUUUCCUCCUCAUCCUCAUCCCCAGCUCCCCCUCGCACCCGGAGCGUCGCCUCGCCGUGCGCAACACCUGGGGCGGCAACACCUGGCCGGACACCGACACCCCCCCGAGCCGCACCGUGUUCGUUCUGGGUGUUUCCACCUCCCCACGAGAACAACGGGAGGUGCUGGAGGAAUGGCGACAACACCGUGACAUCCUCCAGGGCGAUUUCCUCGACACCUACGCCAACCUCACCUGGAAAACGCUGUUGUUGCUCCGAUGGAGCCGUUCCUGUUGCGGGGGAACCCCGUUCCUGCUCAAAGCCGACGACGACGUCUUCGUCAACGUGCCGGCUGUCGCGGCGUACCUGACGGAGCGAACGGCGCGACCCUCCCGACUGUACCUGGGUCGCGUCCACUGGCGGGUGACGCCGAACCGAGACCCCCGCAGCCGUCACCACGUCCCGGCGCGGUUGUACCCCGGCUCCCGGUUCCCGCCGUACUGCAGCGGCACGGCGUACGUGCUGUCGCGUCAGGCGGCGCUGGCGGCGUUGGCGGAGGCGCCGGGGGUACCGCCGGAGCUGCCGGAGGACGUGUGGGUCGGGCUGUGCGCCGGGAGGGCGGGGGUGGCGGUGAGACACUCGGCGAGGUUCGGGGGUUCGUGGCGGUUUCCCGCCGAGGGGUGUUGCGUGGGGCGGGUGUUGUUCAGCGCGCACGGGGUGCGGCCGUGGGAGAUGAGGAGGGUGUGGGCGGAGCGGCCGGGGGGUUGUGGGGUGUUGCGGGGGGCCCUGGGGGUGACGGGGUGUCGACUGAUGGCUCUGGGGGCGUGGCUGUGGGGAGAGGGGCGGGGCGAGGGGGAGUGA
Pseudopodoces humilis (Tibetan ground-tit) is the source of this 1236-nucleotide messenger RNA. The record is from RefSeq and is a predicted model, not a curated record. Lineage: Eukaryota; Metazoa; Chordata; Aves; Passeriformes; Paridae.